AUGGCGGCGAGCUCACCCCGCGGCGGCAGCGGCUGCAGCGGCUACAGCUCCUCGGGCUCCGGCCGCCGCCUCCCACUGCUGCGCGCCCCGACCUUCUCCACCAUGUUUCGGCAAACUUUGCAGCGAUCCCUGCAGCGCUCAGCGCUCAUCCAGAGCCGCUAUAGAACUGGCUUCGUCACCCGCCACCCAGGCGAGCGCCCCGCCGCCUGUGUUGGCAGGAUAACGCCAAUAGGGGUGGAGAAAAAGCUGCUGCUGGGCUCAAACGGGUUGGCAGUUGGGGCCACCAGCAACCUGACCAACGAGGAGAAAGAAGGCCAGAGUUUGCGGUCCUCAGUCUUGAAUGAAGUGUCCACUCGUGCCAGGUCCAAGCUGCCUUCUGGCAAAAACAUCCUCGUUUUCGGUGAAGAUGGUUCUGGCAAAACCACUCUUAUGACUAAACCACAAGGAGUUGAGCAUAGCAAAAAAGGAAGAGGCCUGGAGUAUUUGUACCUCAGUGUUCAAGAUAAGGACCGAGAUGAUCACACACACUGCAAUGUGUGGAUCCUGGAUGGAGACCUGUACCACAAAGGCCUGCUGUUUGCUGUUGUUGCAGAGUCCUUGCCAGAGACCCUGGUCAUUUUUGUUGCAGACAUGUCUUGGCUGUGGACUGUAAUGGAAUCGCUACAGAAAUGGGCUAGUACUUUAUGGGAGCACAUUGAUAAGAUGAAAAUUCCACUAGAACAAAUGAUAGAACUGGAACAGAAGUGUUAA
Messenger RNA from Elephantulus edwardii (Cape elephant shrew), 750 nucleotides. RefSeq names its product cytoplasmic dynein 1 light intermediate chain 2-like. The transcript is spliced from 2 exons. Bases 1 to 750 code for a protein of 249 amino acids. The record is from RefSeq and is a predicted model, not a curated record. Gene Ontology annotation, cellular component: centrosome; cytoplasmic dynein complex. Gene Ontology annotation, biological process: microtubule-based movement; microtubule cytoskeleton organization. NCBI's taxonomy places the organism in Eukaryota, Metazoa, Chordata, Mammalia, Macroscelidea, Macroscelididae. Gene Ontology annotation, molecular function: dynein heavy chain binding.